This is a messenger RNA of Molossus molossus (Pallas's mastiff bat), 2816 nucleotides long. It is a transcript of the gene OSBPL2, whose product is annotated as oxysterol binding protein like 2. Gene Ontology annotation, cellular component: intracellular membrane-bounded organelle; cytosol; membrane. Bases 183 to 1613 code for a protein of 476 amino acids. NCBI's taxonomy places the organism in Eukaryota, Metazoa, Chordata, Mammalia, Chiroptera, Molossidae. The record is from RefSeq and is a predicted model, not a curated record. Gene Ontology annotation, molecular function: cholesterol binding. The transcript is spliced from 14 exons.
GGGCGGGGGCGGGGCGGGCAGCGAGAUUAGACGGCCGCUGGACGAACCGCGGUCCAGGUCCCCCCACUAUCGGACUGCAGCCCACACCGCUCCCAGGCGAAGCGCCUGCACCAUCGAUGUAGACCCAGCGCGAUGACUCAGUAGGACGCUGCAGACCCAGGCAGGGCUCCUGGCUGCCGAGGAUGAACGGGGACGAGGAGUUCUUCGACGCCGUCACAGGCUCCGACUUCGAGAACUCUUCUGGGGACUUCUCCGAGGCAAGUCAGAAGGCCCCUGGGGCGCUCCGCGUGGACCCCAGCAAAAGUAACGGCCUUGGGAAAGUCGGAGAGAGGCCCCCUCAGGAGAAUGGGGUGCAAAAGCACAGGACGGCCCUGCCGGCCCCGAUGUUCACCAGGAGCGACUUCAGCAUCUGGGGGAUCCUGAAGAAGUGUGUCGGCCUGGAGCUGUCCAAGAUCACGAUGCCCAUCGCCUUCAACGAGCCCCUGAGCUUCCUGCAGCGCAUCACGGAGUACAUGGAGCACGUCUACCUCGUCCGCAGAGCCUCCCUCCAGCCCCAGGCCCUGGAGCGCAUGCAGUGCGUGGCGGCCUUCGCGGUGUCAGCUGUGGCCUCCCAGUGGGAGAGGACCGGCAAGCCCUUCAACCCGCUGCUGGGAGAGACCUACGAGCUGACCAGGGAAGACUUGGGGUUCAGGUUCAUAUCCGAGCAGGUCAGCCACCACCCCCCCAUUAGUGCGUUUCACUCUGAAGGCCUCUGUCAGGACUUCCUGUUCCACGGCUCCAUCUACCCGAAGCUCAAGUUCUGGGGGAAGAGUGUGGAGGCGGAGCCCCGGGGCACAAUCACGCUGGAACUUCUCAGGCACAGUGAGGCCUACACCUGGACCAACCCGACCUGCUGUGUGCACAACGUGAUCAUCGGGAAGCUGUGGAUCGAGCAGUACGGCACCGUGGAGAUCCUGAACCACAGGACUGGAGACAAGUGUGUGCUUCACUUCCGGCCGUGCGGGUUGUUUGGAAAAGAGCUUCACAAAGUGGAAGGACACAUUCAAGACAAAAACAAAAAGAAGCUGUUCAUCAUCUACGGCAAGUGGACGGAGUGCCUGUGGGGCAUAGAGCCCACGGCGUACGAGUCCUUUCGGAAGCAGGAGCGCAGGGGCGAGUCCCCGAGGAAGGCACAGCUGGAGAAAGCGGAUGCUGACAUGGCAGAGGCCGUGCCCGAGGCCCAGGACACUGUGCAGGUCAUUCCAGGCAGCAGGCUACUCUGGAGGAUCAACACCCGGCCUCCCAACUCUGCCCAGAUGUAUAACUUCACCAGUUUCACCGUGAGCCUCAACGAGCUGCCGGCGGGCAUGGAGAAAGUCCUGGCCCCCACAGACUGCCGCCUGCGCCCUGACAUCCGAAGCAUGGAGAACGGCAACAUGGACCUGGCGAGCCAGGAGAAGGAGCGGCUGGAGGAGAAGCAGAGGGCGGCCCGCAGGGAGCGCGCCAAGGACGAGGUCGAGUGGCAGACCAGGUGGUUUCACCAGGGCAGGAACCCGCACACUGGCGCCCCCGACUGGCUGUAUUCAGGGGGCUACUUUGAGCGCGAUUUCACAGGCUGCCCGGACAUCUACUGAGGUCCGGACGGCCCCGGGGCCCGGACACCCGCCAGGCUGGACCAAGUGGCUCCUCUGUCACGGCAGAAUCAGCCUUUCUAAGGACCGUGUUCACAGAGAAAGUGCCAUCCCUGGCUGAGGACUUAUCCUAAUUAACUUUUGAUUGCCAAUCAUUUACUACUGUUGCAGUCUCUUCAUAAAGCUUCCCGUGGGAUCAUCAUGUUCUCAGUAAGGGUUGAGAAGAAACAUUCUUUCAUUCUCUUUCACGUGAGGUCAGCAGGGCGUGCGCGGCCAACAGCAGCCUUGAUGACGCUGUAGCUAAGGAAGGAGCAGGAAGGGGACCCUGUCCCCCAGAGCGCAGUGUCGCGGAGCGUCCGAAAGUAGUUUACAUUGGAGCCCAGGACAGGAAAAGGUGGAUCUAGACAGCCCUGCGGAGAGCGCUGUGCGGCCGGGAACCACCGUCUGUGUCGGCCACAGAAGCCGCGCGGCCAGAGCAUCGGGCUGGGCGGAAUGAGGCAUCGUCAGAUUCUGUAUUUUUUUGCCAAUUAUCAGUGAUGUAAAAUGACUUUUAAAUAUUUAAGUUAAAACUGCUUGACUAGGAUUUGCUGAAGAUCAAGACGUGUUAUUCACCAGCUGCACAUGUGCACAGGAAGCAUUGCCAUGGCAACCAGAAGCACUCGCGUUGUUGACCAAGUCCCCAGGUGGCGCCCGGCCUGAAGGGAGCCCGCCCUGGCCCUGUCAGUCGUCACCAGGGCCAGGCCGGCCGCGCAGGGGCGCUAGAGCUGUGCCGGUGCCGCAGCUCGUGUCCUUGCUUUCCCAGCAUGCACCUGUGAGACACGGGUCACCUGGUGUGCAUGGGUCAGGGCGGAGGCUUUCUCCAGGGGAACUGGGUAGUUGACAGAACACAGUGUAUGUCCAUCGCAGCACACGUCCUUACCGGGUGACGUCUUCUUCCUGUAGAAACAUCGACGCGUAGAUCAUGGUCCCACUCUCUGAAUGGAAGACAAUCUGCGUGUGGGCAUGCACGCACACACGUGUGCACACGUGUGCACACAGACACAGAUGCACAUGCAGUUGUAUGGAGUGGCGGGUUCCCUCUGAGAGGGUAUCAUCAUUGUGUGUCCAGGCUUCAAAAUCACGUUUGUAAUUAAAACACUUUUGAAAGCGGAGACUCGCUCUGAAGACUUGAUUUCGGGGCCUGGCAGCCGGAGCCCUCUGUGGCGG